ACAGGAAGUUGACUCAUUUGUUUGCUAGCACAAAACCCAUACGGAGGUUUCUUUCAGCACGAAUAUAAACAUGAAGGCAGGGGGAAAACACUUUGACCGGCCUGACUGAAGACAUGAGACAACCUUUGCUCCUUAUCAGUCUGUCGCUGGCAGUCCUCCUCUCUGCCAAUGUGCUGGCUCAGGACCCAGUAGAGAUCCGGUUCGAGACGGACCCGGUUCUGGUUCAAACUGGAACAGAGGUGGUGUUCACGGUGCUGACGGUGUCCCAGGUGUUUUUCAUGACAUGGCAGUACCAAGGAGGAGUCACCGUGGGCCAGUGGGCUGGAGGAGCCCCGUCCGUCAACCCGGGGACCCAGUUCGAGGGCCGGGUCACCAUCACCGCCACCCAGCUCCGAAUCGGAGGCGCCCAGCUCCGGGAUGCGGGGAACUUCACGGUGGAGGUGACCCCUGACGCUACAACAGGCCUGACCACUAACUCCAGAUCGAUACAGCUGAGGGUGUUCGGUAAGAGAUAAAGGAGUGUGCCUGUGAGUUCACUUAAGAUAGAAGAAGGGAAGGAGGAGGAGGAGGAGGGAGGGGUGGUGAAGUGUGCGGUAGAGGAUGGUUUUGAGGGAAGCAAUAAUGUUAAGGAGGAACAGAAGGGAGUAAAGAGAGAAGAGGGAGGAUUUGGGGAGUAAGAGAAUUAGUCUGGGAGGUAUAAUGAAAUUAGUGACCCAUAGUAGGCGAGGUAAAAUUAAUGAAAAAGGAGGAGGGGAUGAAGCUAGUGGCUCAGGGCUUUAUGCUAAUAAAACCCAUUUGAUAUGCAGCGCUCAUGUUCUUAGAUGUUUGAUAUUGUAGCUGUCUAAAUGUAGCGUUACAUUAACAUACAGUGCAUGCGGUAUUUGCAUGAAUUUACAUGCAGCACUGUAAUGAAACCUGAACAGCUGAGUGUCUCUUUUUAUUUCCAGUCAUCAGCCCACACUCGAGGCAUGACGUUACUCAUUCCUCUCACUGGCAGCGCUAAAAGGGAGCCAGGGUGACCAAAUUGUCAGAAGCACUAGUCUAUUAUUGUUGAAAGGUCACAUACUCCAAAAAACUCACAGCAGCUAGUUCAUGUCACUGAACAUCCGCGUCCUUGAGCACGACUCUCAGCUUCAUCACUUAGUCACUCGUAACUCUGGAAAUGAGUAAAAAGCUCAAAAUCCGAAAAAUAUGAAAUGCUUCCGCUGAGUCACAGGCUAGCAGAAAGCCCUGCAAAAAUGCGAGUGAUUAGAGGCGUUUGGUAGCUGCUGGAA
This is a messenger RNA of Centropristis striata (black sea bass), 1274 nucleotides long. RefSeq lists its product as uncharacterized. Lineage: Eukaryota; Metazoa; Chordata; Actinopteri; Perciformes; Serranidae. Bases 114 to 515 code for a protein of 133 amino acids. The record is from RefSeq and is a predicted model, not a curated record. The transcript has 3 exons.